GAUCUCCCCAGUCCGCCAAGGAAGGUUCGUUUCGUGUUGGUUUGGCACGCAUUCAGCCCGUGUGCGAUGGAUGGAUGAUAGUUGGACGUUUGUUUAGGUGUGGCUGGAACCGCCGUAGAGCAAUCUUUCUUUUUUGGGUCAUGAUCUAAGAGUCACAGAGGGUCUCAGCUCGUCGUUUGGCGCUCAGGCUGAAAUGCUCGCCAUGAAUGAAAGAUUGUGACAGCACGAACGAUAUAUAACACGAACGCACACGCUCUUCCUGGAUUCUCACCUUCCUAAGCACCAUGCGCCUCCUUAGAUUUACUGUCUUACUUACGGCGCUUCUCCAGCAUGCUCUUGGCUGGGGUGGAUUGGGUCAUCAGACAGUCGCGUAUUUAGCAUACGAGUUCCUAGGCUCCGAUACUAGGUCAUAUCUGGAAGACCUUCUCGCCAACAAUCAAGGCUUCGACUUUGCAGACGCUGCCACAUGGCCGGACGCAAUCAGGAACAGAAGACCGUACUCAAAACCAUGGCACUACAUUGAUGGUCGAGACAGUCCCCCAAGCCAGUGUGGAAUAAAGUAUCCUGACGACUGCGGCGACAAUCCAGAGGAUGGGUGCAUAAUCACCGCCAUCGCGAACCAGACGGCUAUCUUCACCGACACCAGCCAGCCCGACAACUUGCGCAAGGAAGCACUUAUGUACCUCAUGCACUUCAUCGGCGAUAUCCACCAACCGUUGCACACCGAGGACGCGUACCGCGGUGGCAACGAGCUGGAUGUCUGCUUCGGCCGCGCAUGCUCGCGCGUCAACCUGCAUUCCGUGUGGGACACAUACAUCCCGCACAAAAUCGUCGGACUCAGGAGCUCGGCUGACAAGGCUGAGGAGAAGUCUGCCGCCAAGUCUUGGGCUGACAAGCUGUUUGGUGCUGCCGUUGGUGUCCAUCUUGUGGAUGAGUGCCAUGACUUGACAGAUUCAGAGAAGUGCUCGCUCCUCUGGGCGCGUGAGACGAACCGAUUAGUAUGUUCGUACGUCCUAAAGAAGCCGAUUGACUGGCUUGAAAGCCAUGACUUGAGCCAGGAGUACUACGAGGGUGCGAAGCCCCUUGUUGAGAAGGCUAUCACGGCGGCAGGUGUUCGUCUCGCGGGCUGGUUAGAAGCCAUGGUUCAGGCUGUCAGUGCAAGCGAAACCGGAAACAAUGACUUGGAGCUUUGAUAGAGUAUAAUUGAAUGUUCUGGUGGUCACAUGCA
This is a messenger RNA of Verruconis gallopava, 1228 nucleotides long. RefSeq lists its product as uncharacterized. Gene Ontology annotation, molecular function: endonuclease activity; nucleic acid binding. NCBI's taxonomy places the organism in Eukaryota, Fungi, Ascomycota, Dothideomycetes, Venturiales, Sympoventuriaceae. Gene Ontology annotation, biological process: DNA catabolic process. The coding region runs from base 285 to 1193 and encodes 302 amino acids. The transcript is spliced from 2 exons. The record is from RefSeq and is a predicted model, not a curated record.